Zasmidium cellare ATCC 36951 is the source of this 363-nucleotide messenger RNA. RefSeq lists its product as uncharacterized. The transcript is spliced from 2 exons. The record is from RefSeq and is a predicted model, not a curated record. The coding region runs from base 1 to 363 and encodes 120 amino acids. NCBI's taxonomy places the organism in Eukaryota, Fungi, Ascomycota, Dothideomycetes, Mycosphaerellales, Mycosphaerellaceae.
AUGGAACGCGGUCGCCGAGUCGCCAGCAUGCUGACCGGCGACCGCAAUGAAGACUCGGCCUACCUUCACGACCUACUGUCACAGAUUCACGAUCUACAGAACGAGCAGAAACAACUUUUUCAAACGGUCCGGUUCCGCGUCCGCAAAGUCAACCAGAACGACGUAGCCCGGUCCCAGAAGUUCGAGGGGUUCCCAGGGACGGACGACAAUACGCUGUCACUGCUACGGGAUUUCGCCGCCCACUGGUGGGAAAGCCCCCUCAGCGCGUGGGAGCCCUGUCCACCGGCUGUGAGUGCAACUCUCGCUGUUCCAGAGGCAUACAUUAUGGAUCUGUAUUCCUGUGCGCUAAGGGAUGACGCAUAG